Messenger RNA from Triplophysa rosa, 4062 nucleotides. It is a transcript of the gene pknox1.1, whose product is annotated as pbx/knotted 1 homeobox 1.1. NCBI's taxonomy places the organism in Eukaryota, Metazoa, Chordata, Actinopteri, Cypriniformes, Nemacheilidae. Bases 1740 to 3044 code for a protein of 434 amino acids. Gene Ontology annotation, biological process: regulation of transcription by RNA polymerase II; angiogenesis. The record is from RefSeq and is a predicted model, not a curated record. Gene Ontology annotation, molecular function: DNA-binding transcription factor activity, RNA polymerase II-specific; RNA polymerase II cis-regulatory region sequence-specific DNA binding. The transcript has 10 exons.
CAAACGGUCCGAACGACACACAGAAAUGCCUGGAGCUGAAAGAAAGCGAGUGUAGUUAGGGGCUCAUGGGAGUUGCAUAGGACAGUCGAGUCAGUUCUCAUUUAAAUAUCUUUAAAAGAAAAAAAUGUCCGCUUUUUAUGUGACAGGAGGUCCCAGUAGCCAGUACUAGCAAGGGCGAACGCUGAGUAAAGGCCCGAUCUUAACGGCCCCUUGUCUCCUUUUUUCAGCGCUGUCGCUCAGGCCAAGCGAGCCAUAGAAAACAGACUCUGCUCUAGAUUAGACAUUUGUGGUUGCUUUUAAAAAAUGACUAAUGUUUAUAUUUUCAGGCGAAAUUACGAAAAUUUUCAAUUGCAUUUGAAACCAUGUUUACAUCUGGAUUGUACAAUAAAAUAAACUUGAAUAAUUAGAUUGUAAUGAAAUCCUGUGUUGCGGUUGGCUGCUAACAGGACGCGCUGUGUGCUGCCCGUGUUUGCUAACUGGCUAGUUAGUGCACUAGCUAACCACGACUCGUUCUUCAGAGGUUAUCAUGGCUUUUUCGGCUUUAACACCCGCUGCUACACAUUUGUAAAUGCCCAGUGUACAUCAGGCAGUGUGUUUAUUUAUACGGGACUAACAAUAUUUAGCAAAGUUUGGUUAAAGCUGGCUAAACGAACAGAUAACCGCGAACUUGCUUAACCGCAUAGUUUUUUUGUUUUAACCGUUCGCUUUAACAAGGGUAACGUAUAGCUGUGCUUACGCUAAUGUGUCGUCCGUGUUUAUUUUAUUUAAAAGUUACACAAUAUUAUCAGAUGCAUCCGAGAUCGGGCCCCGUGUCCUUGUCGAAAAUGACCGUAAUUUUGCAUAUAUCUAAAAUUAUAUUAUAAAACAUGUUUGGAAGCACGUAUGAGUUUAAUUUGAAAUUCACAAGCAGACAAAUAACAAAGUGCUGGUUCCCACUAACAGAUCGGAUGUGUGAGAGUGAGACGCUAGCGGGUGGGUGGUUGUUGUAAAACCUGGGAAUGGCGUAUAGUGCUCCAGUACAUAACACCGCAUUUCCAUAUCAAAACACCCGGUUGUAUUAUGUUUUAUAUAGGAUGCCUUUUCCUUUUAGGUGUGAAUGCAUAAAACGUACUCAAAUGUAUCACGCAAUAAAUAGAGUAGAAAAAGUAGGGUAAAAAAUCAAAAUGGGACUUUUGUGAAUUUAAGUCUGUCUGCAAUCCUAAAAGUUUACAAAAACAUUGUAGUUGAUCUCCACAUUUUAAAUAUACUGUAUUUGGGGAAGUGGACCAAAUUGAUUGUUAGGCCCUGCCUAGGGCAUACACAAUUUUUUGUCUAAUUGAUGAGAAUAUUCCUUACCAAUUAAAAGGACCUUCCACUGACUGGAAAAUUAUACUAUUUCAUACACAAAGACAAUUGCUUUUUUAUUUUAAUAAAGAGAGAAGUUGAAAUUUCUGAACUUUAUGCUGCCUUUUUCCUAUAAAACAAAAGGUGUAUAUUCAAGGAUAUCAUGACCACUAAGCUCACAUCUUUUUACUCAAACAAUGCAAAUGUUUUUAUGGGGAUUUUUUGAUGUUUACAGUCCCAGUACGCAUUCACUUUGUCAGAUAACGACUUGAAAGUACAUAAUGAUUUCAUUUUGGGGCGAACUGUGGUUUUACCUGUUGAUUUAAUAUAUUCUACGUGUGUGUGCUGUUAUUUUUAGGUCAGUUCCUUCUCCCCGCUCAUAUAAUGCCCCAGUGUUGGCAGUGGCCACUUUGAAUAUGAUGGCUACCCAGUCAGCGUCCUUAGAGCAAUAUCAAGAGGGAGACCAGCAGAUGCAGGUGAUGGACCAGUCAGACAGUAACCCUGAAGAGGGUUUUGCCAAUGGAAACAUAGGAACAUCAAACAGCCCUGCAUCUACUGAACCACAGACGCAAAUGGAUGCUGACAAAGCCUCUAUAUAUAGACAUCCCCUUUUCCCUCUGCUGGCUCUGCUGUUUGAAAAGUGUGAGCAGUCUACUCAGGGCGCUGACUGUGCAUCUUCUGCAAGUUUUGACGUGGACAUUCAGAACUUUGUACGCAUUCAGGAGAAAGAGGGCAAGGCCUUCUUUAGUGAAGACCCUGAACUUGAUAGCUUGAUGGUCAAGGCCAUCCAGGUGCUGAGGAUUCAUCUAUUAGAGCUGGAGAAAGUUAGUGACCUGUGCAAGGACUUCUGCAGUCGUUACAUUACCUGCCUCAAGACCAAGAUGAACAGCGAGACACUGCUGAGUGGAGAGCAAGGCAGCCCGUACUCUCCGACCCAUGACCAGAUGUCCAGCUCUUUCUCAGGCACCUUUAGUCCACAGGGCAUUGUGGUGCCUACAUCAGGCCAUCAACAGGGCAAUGUUACCAUGGCAACAGUCAAUCCAUCACAGGGGGUGAUGGGUAACGCACUAUAUCAGCCAGUAACAGUCGUCACACCACAGGGGAAAGUUGUGACACAAGCCAUCUCACCUGGAACGAUACAUAUUCAGAACUCACAGCUUCAACUUCAGCUCAAUCAGGACUUGAGUUUCUUUGGUGUUGAUGACAGCUCACCUAAAAACAAACGCGGUGUUCUUCCCAAACAAGCUACCAAUGUCAUGCGCUCCUGGCUUUUCCAGCACAUUGCACAUCCCUAUCCUACUGAAGAAGAGAAGAAACAGAUUGCAACUCAAACUAACCUGACUUUACUGCAAGUUAAUAAUUGGUUCAUCAAUGCCCGUAGACGGAUCUUGCAGCCAAUGCUGGAUGCCAGCUGCUCAGAAACGCCCAAAACAAAGAAGAAAACUGCUCAGAGUCGCCCCCUACACCGCUUCUGGUCGGACUCCAUCGCCUCUUCUGGAACCCAACAGCAUCUAACAAUGCCAGAUGGUAGUUUGGUUACAGUUGGGAUGAACGUAGAUGGCUUCCAAGCGCUUUCAUCAGAUGGUGCAACUCUUGCCAUGCAACAGGUUAUGAUGGGAAAUCACAGCGAGGACGAAUCGGAAGAAAGCGACAAUGAAGAAGGCGACACAGAUUUGUCAUCUGCCAACAUGACUGGGUUGGGUUUAGAUGUUACUGACUAAGCUACGUGGAUUGCAGAACACACACUGCAUGCUUGCAUAGAUUUUCAGCCAAGCUGAUACUUGUGCACUACAAAAAAAACAUUUAGAGUACUGUAUGUGGGCUUUUUACAAUACACAAACACACAUGAACAGUUUACAGACAGCACAAUGUCACGCAAGGGUGUGGUGUGUGUGCAUUAUAGCGCCUGUUUUUAUUGCAUAGCUGUGCAGGUAAGUGCACUUUUAGGUAUGAGAUACACUUUGUGAAAAUAGACAGAAAAUGCAAGUAAACACACUGAGGCAAGUUUUAAACUCCUUUAGUAUUUGUUUUCUGUAUUAACUAAGUUGAAUGCCAAGAUUUGAGAGUUUGUGCUGGUUUGUGCUGGUUUUAUUCACACUGCAUGCUAAUGUUUGUUCACUACUAUUGAGAGCAUCUGCAAGACAGAGUCUGAGGACAAAAGAGAUUCUUAUUUUUAUAUAUGAGCAUUGUAUAAACAAAGUGGGUUUUUUUUCUUUUUUGUUAGUUUGUGUUUUAUAAGGAAUAUUUAUGUACAGAAACAUAGCUAUGUGCCCUACUUUCAAGGGAUGAUUUAAAUUUUUUAGGAAAAAGGGAAAAAAAGAUGUUGGACUUAAAAAACAUUUUUAAUAUUUAAAUUGGUUUUAACACACUUACAAAAUUGCCUUACAUCUUUUGUAAAACUAUUACACUAAUAAGCACAGAAAGCCUAAUGCAUUGACUAUAUUCAGUAAUGAGUUGUAGUAUCUUCCAGUUUAUCGUCCUAGCUGAAUAUGUUUCUUCGUUUCAGAGGGGGCUCUUUGUUUUCGCUCUAGGACAAUGUAUAUUUGAUCUAACACACAUAAUGCUUCCAAAAUCAAACAGAUCUGUUAAAAAUGCUUUGGAAUGAAAGGUGGCAUAAAAUGUCUUUUUUAAGGUCAAGUUGCCACAACACUGUACAUUCUCUGUUGCUUUUUGAGAAUUGUUUAAGGACGGUAGAAGUACAGUAGUGUUUCAUAUUAAAAAGUUUUGCAACAUUGAAAA